ACAUCCAUUUAUCUUCACUCUUGGGAGUCUUUAGUUGACAUAACCUAGUACCUGUGCUUACCCAACCUACUGUUCUGUAGACAGUUUUCCCAUUGCCUCAGUUCAGGAUUUCCACUCCAGAAUCUGCAGCUAAAUGAGAUCAUGAUUUUGGAAGGAGCUGGCAGAAUGAGUAUCAAUUCCAGCAGCAAUCUACUCCACCAGCAGCCUUCCUGGACAGAUGGAUAUUCUACAUGCAAUGUAUCCAGUAGCUUCUAUGGAACCCAGUGGCAUGAAAUACACCCGCAGUACUGGACUAAGUUUCAAGUCUGGGAGUGGCUGCAGCACCUCCUUGAUACCAACCAACUGGAUGCCAACUGCAUACCUUUCCAGGAGUUUGAUAUCAAUGGGGAACAUCUGUGUAGUAUGAGCCUGCAGGAAUUCACUCAGGCAGCUGGGACAGCAGGACAACUGCUUUACAGCAACCUCCAGCACCUAAAAUGGAAUGGCCAGUGUGGAAGUGACAUGUACCAAUCUCAUAAUGUCAUUGUGAAGACAGAGCAAACAGAUCCGUCAUUGAUGGUGUCCUGGAAAGAAGAGAACUAUCUUUAUGACAGUGGCUAUGGUAGCACAGUAGAGUUAUUGGACAGUAAAACAUUCUGUCGUGCUCAGAUUUCCAUGAUGACACCUAGUCACCAAUCUUCUGACUCUUCAGACGCAAAAAAAUCUCAAGAUCAUACCCCAAAGUCGCACACCAAGAAGCACAAUCCUCGAGGAACUCAUCUUUGGGAAUUUAUUCGUGAUAUUCUUCUCAAUCCUGAGAAAAACCCAGGAUUAAUCAAGUGGGAAGAUCGGUCAGAAGGUGUCUUCAGAUUUUUAAAAUCUGAAGCUGUGGCUCAGCUGUGGGGAAAGAAGAAGAACAAUAGCAGCAUGACUUACGAGAAACUCAGCCGGGCUAUGAGAUACUAUUAUAAAAGAGAAAUCCUGGAGCGCGUGGAUGGUCGGAGACUAGUAUAUAAAUUUGGAAAGAAUGCCCGUGGUUGGAGAGAAAAUGAGAAUUAAAUCUAUCAAGAAAUAACAUUUAAAACACACGGAUGUAAAUAUUCAAGGACUAUUUUCUUAUAUUUAUGUACCAAACUGGGAUGAAAAAACAAUUCUACUUCUGUCGGGAAGAAAGAACGUUAUCAUUAUUGGUGUUAAAAUUAUUUUAUUUGAAGUAUGUCCUGUAUGGGGAAAAAAUGUACACAGUUUUCUGUGAUAUAAGUUAACAUUAUAGAAUUAUGAUUAUUUUUCCCUUCUUGUGAAGCUUUCCUUUUUUUUUUUUUUUAAAUCAUACAGGCAUAAUGUGAUUUAUGAGUCAUGCAAAGAAAGGGAAGGAACUAAAUUCUAGGGCAUUUAGGGAGUAUGAUAAUCCACUUUGGAAGGCAACUAUAAGUGGAGGAAACAGUAAAGCAUCUCUGAGCCAAGUAGCCUUCUUCCACAGUCAGAUGGUUUAUAACUUUCCUUGGCUAAUACCACUUGUUCCUUCCCACCUCUGAUUUCUGAGUGUUUUAAUACUUUUCUGGCUUUCAGCUGCUUUUCUUGAAUUAGACAGUGGGUUCCUCUUUAGCUGGCUUAUCCCAGCCACGAGAACAGCGGCUUUGCAAGGUGGCUGUCAGCAUUUUUUUGGAGAGCCCAUACUACCUCCACCAUUGCAACCUUCUUUUGUAGGCAGACAUUUAGGACCAGACCGUACCUGGUUCUCAGUGUCCUCCCUAACCUCCAAAGAGCAUUCAGCUCGCCCCAGGAAAAAGGCUAUUUGUUAUUAACUAAAUAUUGUUGGGGUGAACUGCUGGAAGAGUCAACCUUGGGGACCAAAAGCUAUUGAAGGAAGAUUGUUUUCUGACUGGGCAAACUUAUUAAAAGGCACUGGUUUCCCAGUAGGAAUGUUAAUAGUCCUCUCACCCUCUUGCACUUCUAAUUAAAGCUUUCAAGUCUGUGCCAUAUGAAGCAGUGAGGAGGUGGGCAAGCAGAACAUUUAUUAAUCCCAUGGCAUGAGGAAGAAGUCUCCCCAGUUACUUCAAGCUUUGUGGUCCUCCUGGAAGGUCAAGUCUCACUUGGACAGAUACUUUCAAAAAAACUUUGAGAAAUGCAAAGCUAAACUGUGUGUAAAGUAUUAGUUCCCUUUGCUUUCCUCAAGUCUAACUCUAUACUGUACUUGUAUUUGUCAGUUGUGCUUGGGAUUCUUAGUUGGAGGGAAAACCCCAUCAACAUAAAGACACUGAGAUUUUAGGGACAUUCAGAUCUGGGUCAGUAUUUUGGGUUCACCUCUAGCAGUGCUAUGCAGACACUGAGCGUUCCUCGGCAGCUUUUCCUUUCUCCAAGUCACAAAUGCUUUCUGCCAGCACUGAGCAUAUACAGAACAUAGGGAAAUAAAAACUAGAGGAGGCAGCACUUCACCAGGUCACUGACUAUGUGAGAUGUGGGAGUUGAGAAACAGGAUUGUCUUGGUGAUGUUAACAGAGGUGAAACCAAGAUCAUUUUCAAAUCACUUUUUCAGGGAUGAGGAGUUUGGGAAACAAUAGCAGGGACUGAGAAGUCCAGGAUUAAAAAAAGAAAAAGGGAAAAAAAAGGAAAAUUAAGAAUAUUCAAUCCAUCCAGUAUCCAUUUCCUCAGGCAUCCCCUGGGUUUGAAUCCAUAUUAGCUUGAAAUACAGCAAAAUACAGCUGGAGGUUGCAGGUUAUUCCAUUUUUGUUUGUCUUAAAAGGAAAUAGAGAUGAAACUAAGAGACAACAGAAGUAUCAAUAUAAAGGGUAUAAAACGUGCUUAGCAACAAUUUGUAGGCAAACAUGAGAGCCUAACUUGUUAUCUACACAUGUAGGGCAUGUUAAACAAUAACACCACCUCCUACACUCUGUAUGCCAGAGCUGUCACCAUCAAUUACCCAUACAUGACAAUUUUUACUUUUCAUAACCUGGGUGGAGAGAGGUUCAUCUUAUUUACAAAUCAAAUAAUAAGCCUGUGUACUUCAAAGCAUUUUUUUCUCUCAGUCUAUCUCUGUUGGUUUUUUUUAUUUGGCUGUCUGUGCUAGCCUUGCUUGCUUUUGCGCAACUCAGUAAUUUCAUUUUUUAGCUUAAUUUGCUACAUUUCACUUCCUUUACCAUCAUUCUGUAGUUGAUAGAACAAGAAUCAGGCCACCAGAUGAGAAGAGCACUUUCACUUUGCUUGUAAGACCAUUUCUUCCCCCUGCCUGAUGGUUAUUUGUAGCCCUUUGCUCCAUGCUCUUCACCUCCACACCUUGGGUGAAAAUCUGAGAUCAGUGGUACUGUCACAAAUCUGCAAUGUAGUUCUACCUAAUCUCAGGUUAACAUGUAUCUUAUAGCAAUGGAUUGUAAUACUUCAUGAAUUUGCUUUCUACCUGAUCUCACAAAAUUUCUUGGGAGAUAAAACAAACCUGUGAUAUAUGCGUGUCACCACUUGGUUGCUGAGCAGCAGCUAAACCUGCCUGUAAAGGUUUCAAAAGAUAAAACUGUACUUAGAAGCAUACUGUAUAAAUUGAGAGAGUGGUUUACAUUGGGAUGCAGUAUAAAUGGUCUUCCACUGUCACAUCUUUCAGCAUGUGGAAAUCAUGCAAGUUCUGUUUCCACCCUGCAGAACUUUGCAGAGUACUAGGUACUCGUCAUUCAAUAUUACAAUAGCACAAAGUUGGAAUAGAAGCCAGCCAACAUUUACUCUGUUUUACAAAUAUAUUAACCUUUGCCUAAGACAAACACAAAGGACUGUUUAAAACUACAGUUCUUGCCAAGGACAGAUGCAACCAACCAAAGAGAGUCUUUUUACCAGACCUAAGCAAACGGAGAAAAUGAAGAGAUGAAUUUUUAUGUAAAUUGCUAUUUAAACAAAAAGCAUUUCUGAUUGCUCUUUUAUUUUGUAUUUCAGAGGCUGAGCAAUCAUAUUUUUAGAUGUAUCCUUUAAGUUAGCAGCUGCUGAACUGGUAGCACCAUGUGUAUAGAUUUUUAUUGUACCAUAAUUUUUCAUAUGUAUAAAGCUCUAGAUAGGAAAGUAUAUUGUAUUUAUACAGUUACAUGCAAAUCACAAUGUCAAAGGGUUGGCAUGAGCACUCUCAACAUUUUCUGCACAAAAUUAGAGCAACUUGCUCUAAAAACAUCCUGAGAAACUGUAUGUAGGCUGUUGAACUACAUAGACAUUAAAAUGUUUAGUUACAUUUUCGUCUUUCUUUCUGCAGCACAUUGCAUAAUUCCUGCUUGCUUCUCAUAGCAUCGUCUUCAAUGUCUACGUGGGGAAACAAAUCCAAGUUAGCUAUUUCACUAUUGCCAUUGUAAAUCUCAGCUUGGAGACAAUGUAUUCACAAAAUGGUUCUAAAGACUGUUUCUAUUUUUGUGAAUAUGAUAUAAAUUCAAAUAAAACACUCAUGAAAGAAAUUA
Molecule: messenger RNA, 4400 nt
Organism: Corvus hawaiiensis (hawaiian crow)
Lineage: Eukaryota; Metazoa; Chordata; Aves; Passeriformes; Corvidae
Gene: EHF
Product: ETS homologous factor
Exons: 9
Coding region: 142-1038 (298 amino acids)
Biological process (GO): cell differentiation; regulation of transcription by RNA polymerase II
Cellular component (GO): nucleus
Molecular function (GO): sequence-specific DNA binding; DNA-binding transcription factor activity, RNA polymerase II-specific
Source: RefSeq, a predicted model, not a curated record